ACGAUCGGAGCACUGGUCGAGUUCGGCACGGCAGCACUAGCAGCAGCAGCAGCAGUAGCAGCAUCCCGGAAGUUAUCACUAGCGGUCCUACAGCAGCAUCCUGACACGAUCGCUGAUCGCUGGGCAAUAGAGAGAUCCUGCAAGAGGCAACUGCUACCGACGCGUGCACUACUACUCCACACCUGCGACAGUUUCGACAGCAAAAUGCUGAACGGUGCAAAGAUCCUUUCCGGCACGGAUGUGGCCAAAGAAAUUCGCGAACGGCUGAAGAAGGAGGUGGCCGAAAUCCGACGCCAGGUACCGACGCUUGUGCCUGGGCUCGCGAUCGUUCAGGUCGGUGGGCGCGAAGACUCGAACGUGUACAUCCGCAUGAAGAUCAAGGCGGCGGAAGAGAUCGGCAUGUACGCCGAGCACGUGCAGCUGCCCCGUUCCACUACGCAGGAUGAGCUGUUGGCAACGGUCAAGCGACUUAACGAGGAUCCUUGCUUCCAUGGCAUUAUCGUGCAGAUGCCACUCGACUCGGAAACGCCGAUCGAUGCACAUCUCAUUACCGAUGCCGUCUCGCCGGAAAAGGACGUUGAUGGCCUGAACACGAUCAACGAGGGACGCGUCGCAACGGGCGACAUGUCCGGCUUUUUGCCCUGCACGCCGAACGGUUGCAUGGAGCUGAUCAAGCGCACCGGCACACCGAUCGCCGGCUCGUACGCCGUUGUGAUCGGGCGCAGCAAGAUCGUCGGUACGCCGAUGUCGGAGCUGCUCAAGUGGGCCGAUGCCACCGUUACGGUGGCCCACUCGAAGACGAAGAAUCUCAACUUGCUGAUUAAGAAGGCGGACAUACUGGUGGUUGCCGUCGGGCGUCCGGAGAUGGUACGGGGUGCAUGGAUAAAGCCCGGUGCCGUCGUCAUCGACUGUGGCAUCAACUCCAUCCCGGACCCGACGAAGAAGAGUGGCCAGCGGUUGGUGGGAGACGUAAAGUACGAGGAGGCACUCCCCGUUGCGUCGCACGUUACGCCGGUACCUGGAGGCGUCGGGCCGAUGACGGUAGCGAUGCUGAUGCAGAACACCGUUCAGUCUGCCCAGAGAGUUGCCCGGAGAUUGAUCGAGAUGGAGUUCCGCUGGUGCCUGAAGCCGCUGCCACUGAAGCUUACCGAACCGGUUCCGAGUGACAUCGAGAUCGCCCGUGCCCAGGAGCCGAAGGAUGUGGCGGUGCUGGCGCAGGAGAUUGGGCUAAUACCGUCGGAGGUUUCGCUGUACGGCACCAAGAAGGCGAAGGUAUCGCUGAAGGUGCUGCAGCGGCUGCAGUACGAGGACGAUGCUAAAUAUGUCGUAGUCGCUGGAAUAACGCCCACACCGCUGGGAGAGGGUAAGAGCACUACGCUGGUCGGCUUGGUGCAGGCCCUGACGGCGCACAAGCGCUGCAACUCGAUCGCCUGCCUGCGUCAACCGUCGCAGGGGCCAACGUUCGGCAUCAAGGGUGGUGCGGCCGGCGGUGGCUACUCGCAGGUGAUCCCGAUGGAGGACUUCAAUCUGCAUCUGACCGGCGACAUACACGCGGUCACGGCGGCGAACAAUCUGCUCGCCGCCCAGCUGGACGCCCGCAUCUUCCACGAGGCGACGCAAACCGACCAGGCACUGUACGAGCGGCUGGUACCGGCGGUGAAGGGUUCGCGCAAGUUUGCCCCGAUCCAGCUGCGCCGGCUGAAGCGGCUCGGCAUCGAGAAGACGGACCCGUACGCGCUGACGCCGGACGAGAUCCGGCGCUUCGGCCGGCUGAACAUCGAUCCGCACAACGUGGUGUGGACGCGCGUGCUCGAUGUGAACGAUCGGUAUCUGCGCAAGAUCACGAUUGGGCUGUCGCCGACGGAGAAGAACCUGACGCGCGAUACCAGCUUCGCCAUUUCGGUGUCGAGCGAGAUUAUGGCCAUCCUGGCGCUGGCCACCGGGCUGGAGGACAUGAAGCAGCGGCUGGCGAAGAUGGUGGUUGCCUUCGACAAGGCGGGCACGCCGGUCACGGCCGACGAUCUGGGCGUGACCGGCUCGAUGAUGGUGCUGCUGAAGGAUGCGAUCGAGCCGACGCUAAUGCAGACGCUCGAGGGUACGCCCGUGCUGGUGCAUGCCGGCCCGUUCGCCAACAUUGCCCACGGCUGCUCGUCGAUCGUGGCCGACGAUAUCGGCAUGAAGCUGGCGGGCAAGCGCGGCUACGUGGUGACGGAGGCCGGUUUCGGCUCGGACAUUGGGAUGGAGAAGUUUUUCAACAUCAAGUGCCGCGCCUCGGGCAAGGUGCCGAAUGCGGUCGUGCUCGUGACGACGGUACGCGCGCUGAAGAUGCACGGUGGCGGCCCGAUCGUGACGGCCGGUGCGCCGCUGCGCCGCGAGUACAUGAGCGAAAAUCUGGACCUGCUCGAGAAGGGCCUGCCGAACCUGCUGAAGCACAUCGAGAACGGGCUGAAGUACGGUGUGCCGGUGGUGGUCGCGAUCAAUGCCCACGGUACGGACACUGCCGCCGAGCACGAGCUCGUGCAAAAGGCGGCAAAGGCUGCCGGUGCGUUCGAUGCGAUCGUUUCGAACCACUGGGCGAAGGGAGGGGAGGGUGCGGCCGAACUGGCCCAGGCCGUCAUCGAUGCGUGCAACCGGCCGUCCGAGUUUAAGCUGCUUUACGAUCUGGACAUGUCGAUCGAGGACAAGAUCGUCCGCAUCGCGAAGGAGAUGUACGGUGCCGGCACGAUCGAGCUGAACAGCAAGGUGCGGGAUGCCAUCCGGCUCUACACGGAGAAGGGCUUUGGAAAGCUGCCCAUCUGCAUGGCCAAAACGUCGAUGUCGCUGACCGGUGAUCCGAGCGCCAAGGGUGCCCCGAAAGACUUUAAGCUGGUCAUCAACGAUAUCUGCCUGUCGGCCGGUGCCGGUUUCAUCGUGCCAAUGUGUGGCGAGAUUUCGAAAAUGCCGGGCCUGCCGACCCGCCCGUCCAUCUUCGAUAUCGACCUCAACACGGAAACCGGUGAAAUCGAAGGACUGUUUUAAAAUGCAACCCCAAAGCAGGAAACAGUUUUUAACCAAAAACGCAAUCACGUUCAACGUUUCUAACGUGUUAGUAGCGACCACUACUACCAUCACCACCACAACAACACAUCGUGCUGUUUGGUUGUGGUGAAAGGGCAGCUGAUGGCUUAUUUUUGAUCGGUAGCUUACACACACACACACAAUCCUUUGCUUCCCCCUCUUUUUAGACUAUGAAAAAUAAAGUAACAAACUAAUCUCAUUGACCAAUUAA
Messenger RNA from Anopheles arabiensis, 3268 nucleotides. RefSeq names its product C-1-tetrahydrofolate synthase, cytoplasmic (gene pug). The coding region runs from base 205 to 3018 and encodes 937 amino acids. Gene Ontology annotation, biological process: tetrahydrofolate interconversion. Lineage: Eukaryota; Metazoa; Arthropoda; Insecta; Diptera; Culicidae. The transcript has 8 exons. Gene Ontology annotation, molecular function: methenyltetrahydrofolate cyclohydrolase activity; methylenetetrahydrofolate dehydrogenase (NADP+) activity; formate-tetrahydrofolate ligase activity. Gene Ontology annotation, cellular component: cytosol. The record is from RefSeq and is a predicted model, not a curated record.